This is a messenger RNA of Culicoides brevitarsis, 1026 nucleotides long. RefSeq names its product pancreatic lipase-related protein 2-like. The coding region runs from base 1 to 1026 and encodes 341 amino acids. Gene Ontology annotation, molecular function: lipase activity. The record is from RefSeq and is a predicted model, not a curated record. Lineage: Eukaryota; Metazoa; Arthropoda; Insecta; Diptera; Ceratopogonidae. The transcript has a single exon. Gene Ontology annotation, biological process: lipid catabolic process.
AUGAAGCUGAAAAUAUUAAUUUUUUCCGUAUUUUUAACGGGAAUUUUAAAUAUUUCUGCGGAAAAUUUCUUAAAAUUGACCGAUUUUCAUUUAUUACGAGACAUUUCCGAGUUGGAAACGUUAGCCAAGCACGUCAAAAACGACAUCGAAGAGAAAUUCCGACCUUUGUGCGCCGAUUCUGUGAUCCAUUUCCACGGCCGAAGCGAUGUAAAGUUCAUUUUGUACAACAAAAAAUAUCCAUUCGGCGUCGAUGUGAGUAAAAAUUUCAAAUUAAUCCCGAAAAAUGAGGAAAUUCGGUUCAUCAUUCACGGAUUUCUCAACGGCGGCAAUGGCGAAAUGCCUCAAACGGUGAAAAAUGCCUUCAUGAAACUCGCGAAACCCGUAAAUUCCGUAAUUGUUGACUGGAGUAAGGGAUCUGGCACGUGGCUGUCUAACUAUUUCGUGUGUUUGAUCACGUCGCGCGUCGUUCCGAUGGUCGGCGAGGCAGUCGGUGAAUUUAUUGUGGAUUUAAUUCGCACGCAAACCGUCAAAAUUGGCGAUGUGAACGUCAUUGGACACAGUUUGGGAGCACAAAUUGCGGGAUUUGCCGGGAAAUAUUUGAGUUUUCGCGGAUUGAAGCUGCCAGUUAUCGUCGGAUUGGAUCCUGCGUUGCCGGGAUUUAAAAAUAGCAAGGAAAAACUUUCGUCCAGCGAUGCCGAUUAUGUCGAAGUUAUUCAUACAAAUUCGGGAGAACUUGGAUUUCGAGUGCCAAUGGGGACGGCAGAUUUUUAUCCGAAUUUUCAUAAGGGGUUGAGUCGGAUGCCGGGAUGUGUGACAGCUUCUUGUUCGCAUGCGAUGUCUUUUAAGUAUUUCGCGGCGUCGGUUUUGGAUCCAAAUGCUUUUAAAGCGUACAAGUGUGAGAGUUAUGACGAGUUGAAGAAGGCGGGAAAGUGUAAUGGGACGGAAAUUUCUUACUUGGGAGGUGAUGAGUUCGGGCAAAGAAAGCCUGGAGGAGUGUUUUUCCUAAAAAUAAAUAAAAUUAAUUAA